Molecule: messenger RNA, 1129 nt
Organism: Zootermopsis nevadensis
Lineage: Eukaryota; Metazoa; Arthropoda; Insecta; Blattodea; Termopsidae
Source: RefSeq, a predicted model, not a curated record
UGGAACAGCUUUGACUUGCAGAACAAAUCAUAUCGCGCUUACAACAUUUUCUCCGGUUUCGUUUCGACUGUGAUAUUUAUACACGUGGCGACUCAAAUAGCCGAUCUGUCUUACACGUGGGGAGACUUAGAAAGUUUUUCAGCUACCGGAAGUACAACUCUGACAUACGGAGCGGCUUUGGUUAAACAGCUUUGUUAUCUGGCGAACCGUAAACGAAUAUAUCGUAUGGUCCACAGGCUGCGUGACGGAAGAUUGUCUCCUCCUUCUAAAUGGUCAGAAGAACAGAAAAAUAUCGCAAACACUUACGACCGGCACGCGAGGACGAUGAGUUGGUGUUACUACAGUCUUGGAAUUGGCUGUCUAUUCUGUUUUGCCAUGACAGCGAUCGUUAGCAACAGCAUUCAGACGUUUGACGACGUUAAUUCUACGGAAACAUCUUCAAGAAAAUUACCCUACAGAGCAGUGUUUCCCUUCGAUAUUGAACAAACAGGAUAUUAUGGAAUAGCUUUCAGUUUUCAGAUGUUGGUAAUAGUAUUCGGGCCAACUGUGAAUAUCGGUCUCGACACCAUGUUUGUUGGCCUCGUAAUUCAUGCCAGUGGCCAGUUUAAAAUCCUCAAGAACGCUCUGAGGAAUAUUAAACAAAGAACGAUAAAAAUUAUUGAAAUUGAAGGAAUUGUAGAGGAGGAACCACGUGAUAAAACACACCUAACUGUACCAAAUUACAACUGGGAAGAAGAUACAUUCUUCUUGGAGACUUUACAACAGCAAAUGUUAAGAGAGCUUAACCGUUGUCUCCAACAUCAUCAAAAAAUUCUCAUGUUUAUUUCGGAGCUAGAAGACGUUUUCAGUCCCAUGAUGUUUGCCCAGUUUGUCAGCAGUUCUGGAACUCUGUGCCUCAUCAUAUUCCAGAUCACAGUGGUGAGUAAAAUCUGUUAAAAUCUAAGCUCUAAAAAAAAACACCUUUCCGAAUCAUAACAUCACAGACAAACAUUUUCCACCGCCGGUCUACAUACAUCGACAGAAAUCUAUCAACUACACAUUAAACAUUUAAUUUGGAUGAAGUAAUUGCAGAUUAUUUAACGACGUUGUGUGGAGUGCACUGAUUAAUGACCUCCUAAAGCGAAACUGU